CAGCAAGACGCUCAGCAUCUCUUAACCAGAUAAUGGACAAGCUUCACUACUAGCACCCGUGUAGUUUGAAUCUAGAGAGGACUGUGUAUGUGGAGCGGUGGACUCGGAGUCAACGAGCUCCUGUCCUAAGUUAGCUGUGAGGACGAAGCACCAGUCAGCUUGCAGCCUGACCAGAGUCUAAGAUGCCCUAGGCGGGGAGAAGGGAAAUGUAAAUGGCUUCCAAAGUGAAAGAUGCUGUGGUGUGGUACCAGAAAAAGAUUGGCGCCUACGAUCAACAAAUAUGGGAGAAAUCUGUGGAGCAGCGAGAAAUAAAGGGCUUGAGGAACAAGCCGAAGAAGACCGGACACGUCAAACCAGACCUCAUCGAUGUGGACUUGGUUAGAGGUUCGGCGUUUGCAAAGGCCAAACCAGAGAGUCCGUGGACGUCGCUGACCAGGAAAGGCAUCGUCAGAGUUGUUUUUUUCCCCUUCUUCUAUCGAUGGUGGAUCCAGGUCACCUCCAGAGCCAUUUUCCUCUUAUUGCUGGCUCUCUAUCUGCUGCAAGUGGCAGCAGCAGUCUUGUAUGUGUCCAUCCCGCAGCCUCAUGGGAUACCAGCCACCGAGGUGUUCGGAGGCAUCUGGCUCAUGCUGCUGCUGGGCACCGUCCACUGUCAGAUCGUCUCCACCAGGACCCCGAAACCUGCCUCCAGCAGCGGGGGGAAGAGACGCAGGAAGUUGAGGAAGGCAUCUCAGAUGGAGGUGCAUAGGGAAGGCGACGGGUCUAGCACUACCGAUAACACACAGGAGGGGGCGCCACAUUCCCACUCAGCCAGCACCACAUACAGCCUGGGCGCUUUGUUCCAAGAUUUCUGGCAUGAUAUCUGUAAAGCUGGAUCGAAGAAGUCCAAGCUGUCCAUCGACAAGUCGACAGAGACAGACAAUGGUUACGUGUCACUUGACGGCCGGGUGACCAAUCGCAGCAGCGAGGAGGGGCUCCAGAUCCACGAGCAGCGAUGCGAUACGUUAAACAGAGCCGACGAGGUGUGCUGGAACUCGCAUGUCCAGUCCACGCAGACUCACACGCCGCGCAGCACAGGACUGAUGCUGGCCAGCGGCAACAAGGAGCCGGCGUCAGAUGAGGCGUCCAGUGAGGAGGACCCUGAAGCGUCCUACAGCGCCCUCCGCAGGGGAGUAGAGAGAAUGAACAGUGACUGUACGCUCCGAAACCGCAAGAAUACACAUCACUACAAGAAACACUACGCUGUGGAGGACGUCCCAAAGUCCGGCACCAGCUGUAGCUCCAGAUGUUCCAGUCUGAGAACUCAGGACUCGGAGAGCACCCGACACGAGUCUGAGACUGAAGACCUGCUGUGGGAAGACUUCCUGCACUGUGCCGAGUGCAGAUCGUCCUGCACCUCAGAGACAGAGGGAGAAGGAGGAGGUACUCCUGUCUGUCCUCCGGCUAAGAAAGAAUACAGAGACGACCCUUUUCAUCAGGGUCACGUUCCCUGGCUGCACAGCUCCAACCCCGGCCUGGAGAGAGUGAGCGCCAUCGUGUGGGAGGGAAACGAGUGCAAGAAGGCCGACAUGUCCGUCCUGGAGAUCAGCGGCAUGAUCAUGAACCGAGUGAAUCUCUUCACUCCAGGUAUUGGUUACCAGGUGUUUGGGAACCUGGUUUCCGUGACCCUCGGCCUCACGCCCUUCGCUUACAGGCUGGCUCAGUACCGCGACUUGGAUCAGCUGACCACACUCUCAGCCAAUGAACUGCUGUCCGUGGCGCUGGGGGGCAAGUCCGGAUCAGAUGCCAUGGUCCUCACCAUGGUAACACUGAGCUUUUUGGUGCGCGUUUGCCUCAUAUGGCUCUUCUUCUUCCUGCUCAGCGUAGCAGAGAGGACAUACAAACAGAGGCUACUGUUUGCAAAACUGUUUGGUCACCUGACUUCGGCCCGCAGAGCCAGGAAGUCCGAGGUUCCCCAUUUUAGACUGAAGAAAGUUCAGAACAUCAAGAUGUGGCUGUCGCUACGCUCCUACCUCAAGAGACGGGGUCCUCAGCGGUCAGUGGAUGUGAUCGUGUCCUCUGCCUUCCUCCUCACUUUAUCUGUCGUCUUCAUCUGCUGCGCCCAGUUGCUCCACGUCCAUGAAACAUUCCUGGAGUGUCACUAUAACUGGGAGCUGGUGAUCUGGUGCUCCAGUCUGUCUCUAUUCCUGCUCAGGUUCGUCACUCUGGGCUCUGAGACCAGCAAGAAGUACAGCAACACUUCCAUACUGCUCACAGAACAGAUCAACCUCUAUCUGAAGAUGGAGAAGAAGCCCAACAAGAAAGAGGAGCUGACACUGGUCAACAACGUUUUAAAACUGGCUACCAAACUACUCAAGGAGUUGGACACUCCCUUCAGGCUGUACGGUUUGACUAUGAACCCUCUGCUCUACAACAUCACCCAGGUGGUCAUCUUGUCCGCCGUGUCGGGAGUCAUAUCUGACCUGUUAGGAUUUAACCUGAAGCUGUGGAAGAUCAAAUCGUGACAAUGAACCAUAAAGGCGGCGUUGACGCUUCACUCUCACUGACUGAAAGACUGAACGUCGGUCUCGACAUAUCAGAGUGACCUUUGACCUUCAACGUUCCCACUUUGUGCAAUUCACAAACUAUUUAUUUACCCACUCAGUGUUUUACUAGGUUUUAUUUGAAUUCUAGUUUGUUUCAUAUUGUGUUUUACAACACAAAACAAUGCUCUAUUUUACCUGUCAACAAAAAGUGUUAGUAUUAUUAUUAUUAUAUAAAGCAUAAAUGAUUAUUAUUAUUAUUAUUAUUAUUGUGAUGGGUUAGGUUCUCAGCUGUGUUUGCGACAGUUCAGUUUUCAUUUCAGCUCAUCAGAUAUUUGAAGGCAAGUUAAGAUGAGCUGCGAUAAUAAGCUGCCGACGGGGCAAAAAUCAUUUUUUGUGUAACUUUUGUGUUUUUAUUUGCUGAAAUUAUUUAUAUGUUGAGAAAGUUUCAAAACAAAACCUUUUACAUUUCUGUUACGACGUUUUAAAAAAAUCGAGGCUGUAAUUUCUGACAUUUUUAUGCUGAGGUGUUAAAACAUAAACUGCAGUUACAAAUAUACUUCAGAAAACUGUCACAUACGAUUAAUGACGACAGACAUGUUUGUUAUAAUUCGUCUGUGUUUGAAUUCUCGUCCCCUCGGUGUCUCUAAAUGAAUUUGGAGAUACUGACGGAUUUCCUGAUUCACACCACAGAUGUAAAAAUAUGACAUUUAAAUAUCUGCUAAAGUCCAGUUCUGUUCAACACUGCAAAUAAACAAUCAUCCAGUUAAUGGAAAUAACAAAAUAUGGCAGAAAUGUGACAUUUACAUUAUUAAAGAAAAUGUAAACAAUCAUUCAGACGUGAACUUAUAGACAUACAACAAAGUCCCUUUUUAUUAUUUUUCCCUCCACACAAACUGCGCUCUGUCUCUUUCUGCAUCACUCUGGUUUAUUUCGUUGAUUUUCGUGUCUUUGAAGAGUUCACUGAGUUUAAAUUUCAUGCCUCAUAUCUUGGUGGGUUUGACAGUAUUUCCGGCACUAUAUGUGUGUUAGUGGUAACGUGUCCGCACUGAGCCGACCUGGUCGACUAUUUCAUCCGACAUCCGUUUAAAACUGCAGGUGAUCAGAUGUUAAGAGCUCGAUGGUCUUUUUUUUUCAGGACGUCAGCCUCAUUUAUUCCUGCGUGUGAAACUAUUUCCUAAAUUAUAAACACACGAGCCUCUGUCAGGUUCAACAGACAUCUGGUCGGAUCUUUUUAUUAUGAUUGUCAUAAAUUAAUGGGCAAUUAUUUUGAUAAUUGACCCAAUUUUUCAUCAUUUUUGAAGCAAAAAUAGAAAAUAUUCUUUGG
This is a messenger RNA of Scomber scombrus (Atlantic mackerel), 3846 nucleotides long. Its product is annotated as protein PHTF2-like. The transcript has 21 exons. Lineage: Eukaryota; Metazoa; Chordata; Actinopteri; Scombriformes; Scombridae. Bases 213 to 2501 code for a protein of 762 amino acids. The record is from RefSeq and is a predicted model, not a curated record. Gene Ontology annotation, cellular component: endoplasmic reticulum.